AACAAACAUGGCUGUGAAUGUUAAAAUUCGUGAAAUUGUCUUUUAGAUUGUCUAUUAAUUAUGUGAACAGAUAAUCAUCCUGAAAUGUUCGUAUUAGUGUCCCAAAACUUUGUUGUAGAUGAAGUCAAGUUUUUUUUUAGGUAAUAUAGUGGAAUUUUGAAAUUAUGGCUGACGAUCCAAAUCGAGACAUUUUGCCUGUGAGAGAAGGUUCUUGUGUGGAUUCUUGUCGCAGUAGUAUAGAUCCCAGAGAGCGACACAUUGUAUUUAAGCUCGAUCGUUACCAACUGGAAGACAGAUAUUUACGACUGCUCGAUGAAGCAAAUAACUUAAAAAAAUUAACAAACUGUCAGGAAGAUAAGAUCAAACGAUUGACAACAAAGCUGAUGAGAGUAACUGGCAAUUCAAGAUCAUGCACAAUUGCCUUAGACGUUUAUGAGGAUAAGAAUAAAAUAAUCACUCUUGAACUUGAGAACUCCAAGCUGAAAGAUAAAGUCUCGGUGCUAAGAAAUCAAUUGCUGAGUCAUACAAUAACAGGUAGAUCGUCAUCAAGAAGUCGUAAUCCCCAAGCGAGGCCUUCGUCUGGACGCACAACAUGCCGAAGUGAAAGCAGCCGCACUAAGAUACCAUCUUGUCACUGUAUUGACGACGACAAUGCGCGAUGUAAUCUCAAUAAAAUCGAGGAAUUGGAAGCGCAGAAGAAAGAAAUGUCUAAUCGGAUAACUGAACUAGAGGAAGAAUUGUCUACUUGUACAGUCAUGAACCAAAGGGAAAAAGUAGCAGAGAAUGUUGAGUACAUAAGGGUCUGGCGACAAAUGAAGCAACUGAAUGAUAAGCUAAUAGCCACUGAGAACGAGAACGAGUCGUUGAAUGCGCAAAUCAAAGAUUUGAAGAGGGAGCUUUAUGAGAAGACGAAGAACAACGAAACGAUUACGACGGAGCUCCUGACAGAGAAGAAACGAGUGGCGGAGAUCGACGAACAGAUGUUAAAGGCAAAGGACUCUCAACUCUCGCUGCGAGAGAAGGAUGAGCAUAUAAAGGACCUAGUAAACGAGAUGAAGAUAUUGCAGCAGCACAACAGCGAGCUCAUCGACCUCAGCUCCAAAUAUGGCGAAGUCGAGCUUGAGAACAAGGAGUUAAAGAAAAAAGUGACGGAGCAGCUUCACGAUCAAGAAACUUUGAAAACCGCUUUUAACACCGAACAGGCUAAUAUCGUGGCGCUGAAAACAUCGAACGAACAGUUACUCGGGAAACUCGAAGAACUACAGAAGAAUAUAGACAGUUUAACGGUACAGUUAACGUGUUUUCAGACGCAGACGGAAAAACAGGAAACGACAAAAACUACGCCAAUAUCGACGAAACAACCCGAGACGAAGAUACCAAUGAUAAUCGACAGAUGCGAAUCGCGCAAAGAUGCCAGCAUUCAAGUGGAAAAAUGCAAUAUUCUUCGCAAUAUUCAAGUGGAAUAUUGCGAAGCGCUCGAAAAGAUUUUUGAGUUGGAUAUCGCUAGGAAAGAGAAGAAAUGCAAAGGAUGUUGCGAACUAUCAUCACAUGUAGACACUACGAAUGCAAUCCAAAAAUCUGUUAAAUUGAUGGAUAGAUCGGUGCAGACAGAACAUGAAUCCGGCGUAACCACCGUAGGCACGAAAGAUCUGCAGAUUAUAACACCUAUAAAAGAAACAUCGAAAAUGGAAGAACCACAAAUUGCAACGCAAAGUACAGAUGCUGCAAUAGUUACAGAGAAGUAUUUGACUCCAGAUAAAAUGCUGAAACUUCUGGAACAAGCACAGAUAAGCACAUCUACGGAUGCAGCGAAAUUUAAUCAGAAACACAUGGCUACCGAUGCCGACUACAGUGACGUGAUGGAUCAGAAUCAGAGACACAGGCAAGUUGUCUCGCUUGAGAAACUGCUCUUCGGUGACUCUAAUUGUUGUGACAUAGGGACACUUGUACAAGGAAUUCAAGAAGCCGCAGCUUUUCAAGUCGGUCUCCAGCAGCAAAAAAAAGACAAUGCUUCUCAGUCAACGGAUCCUAAUACAGUAUUAUCCGUAUUGUUUAAUAUUCUUCAAGAGUAUACAUACAUGAUACCUCAUGAAGCCAACACUCUGUAUCGUGCAAUUCCACCGAUUAAGUAUCAAUUCGUGAAAGACAUCAACAACAAUAAUACGACAUUAAGCAGUGUUGCAAAGAGUUCGAUUCGAUCUGGUUGUAGCACAAGAAAAUAUUGCUCGAAUCCUUACAGUAAACAAGAGAAGCCGAAGAGAAAAUUAUUGCCCAAUGUGCAGAGUUGUAGUCGGCCAGUUAAAGUCUCUGAUGACAAUGAUUGUACUUGUAGCAGCUUACUGAGGUGCAAUCUAGAUACACAAUGUGACCGAUGUUGCUGUAAUUCCACUAAACCGCUUACGUGCCACUUCAACAAUACGCAAAUGCAAUGUAAAGGACAGGCAAUAAAGAACAAGAACGACUUGAUCGACUCGAAGGCACCUUUACACAACGAUUGUCUCGCAUCUACAAGAAACUGCUAUAUACCAAGAACUUCAGGCGCAUUGAACAUUUCUCGUCAGUUGCAGGACGACAAAUCUGGACCGUACAAAUCCCCGGAAACGCGUGAGACUGUGCAGAACAGAAAUACCUCUUCCGCCAACAAUAAAUCGUUACAGGAAUACAUCAAAUACCUAGAUAGGUAUAAAACUCGUACUACGAACAUUUAGGUGAAUGAAAUCGUGAAGCACGUGCAAGAUAUUGACUCGAUACGAUACCAACCUAUACAUAGAAGACCUAAAUCUGAGGUCCAGAAAGUAGACUCUUCCUGCAGUGCCGAUUGUCCAAACGAGUGUGUCGAUACUACGAGUGCCUUUUCUGAUUCAUUUCCGUUAGUAAUCGCGGAUGGUCAGGGUCUGGUGGAGCUUCAUAUCGUAUCCUUACAGCUUUCCACGUCCGCUAAGCAGAUCCUUUUCCGAGAAAAGGACAUUAGCAACGUGUUGUUGUUCGUGAGUUGGAACAUUUGGAAUCAAGAUACAACCUACACGCCCACGCUCAAAUGUCCCAAGCUGAACUUCAAUUCGUCGUUCGUCUAUCGAAUAUCGGACCUAUUCUCCUUCUUCAACUACAUUCUUCUAGAACUCGUGACCUUCCAAGUGAACGUGUUUCACGACAACGACAACUACAUGGUAGCCAAAGGGAAGCUUUGCAUCAAAGAUAUAUUGGACUAUCCACAAAACAAACUUCACUAUAUCACACCCGUGAACAGUGUACUCCCUUGCUCGAUUGGAAUGAAUUUUGGUCAAUUGUCUCUAUGGGUGAGACUAAGCUGUGACAUCGAGCAAGUAGAAGCGUUCAAAAGAAGAUACGGUAUAAUAUCAGAACCACCGCUGAAAACGCUCAUUCCAGAGAAACCGCCGGAAACGCUGAUUCCAGAGAAACCGCUGAAAUCGGAGGAAGUUGUUCCACCAAAAGACGAUCCGUUGGUGUUGAAGGAUGAAAAUUCCAAAAUAGAGUAUAAAGAUCCGGGAAAAUUGCCUGCUGUAACAACGAUAAGCAUAAUCGAGCCUACUUAUAUUGACGAAUCAAGUACAGAACGAGGAAAUAAUUGCGCUCGAAAAAACCACAGAGAACGAGAUUGUAGAGAAGUAUUGCAUCUUUUAAAUAAAACAUUAGAUAGAUUUAAAGACAUGAUUUUGAAUAGACCGAAGCCUAUGAAAACUACAGAGAAGUCAAACGAAGAAUCUGAAAUGGGGAGACCAAGCGUGGUGGAAUUUAAUGCUUUCCUCUCAAACAAUAAAACCGAUGCGCCAGAGCGGACAAAAUCAGCCGAUUCGAUCUCCGAGGUGACCAACGUGAUCGCAGAUAAAAACUGGCAAGAAUAUAAAGAACGCACUUCGUUCACUUUCAAGGGCAUGUAUAACAAUUUAUACUCGCUUACGGAAGACUUGUCAUCUGAUUAUAUUGUUGAUGAUAAAGACAACGACCUUGGAAAGGACUCAAUUAUCAUUGAAAUCAUGAAUUUGGUUUUAUUCCCCAAAAGCACCGUAAUGCAGAAUCCAGAGUAUCAGCUCCUUUACAUCGAAUAUUGUUUCCUGGGUUAUUGUGGAGCUGACAUGGAAACGGUUUCAGUGAAGAAACCGCAACCACCAAACCAGAAGUUAACAUAUAAUUUUAGAAGAAAGUUUCGAGUACAUGAAGACAAGUACCCGUUGCAAAAUAGGAUCUUAUGCGCGAUGCUGGAUCAGUCUAUUAACUCUAACAUAAAGUUUAUUGUCGUAUGUGAACCGCUUCCUGAGGAAACGGAUACGAAAGAGUGUGUGGAAGUUGGGUUCGCUAAUUUUAAUAUAAGGGACUACGCGCUAGGAAGUGGUGAACGGAUCAUGUCAAUCCCGGUGUAUACUCCAGACACUACGGAACAAAUUGGUCUGCUGAAGAUCUACGUGUUAGGCUUCGAUACGAUACAUCAAUAUUUCGGAAGACGCGAAUCGAUAUUAUAAAAAUAUUUGUUACAUUUUUUGAAAACGUGUAAAACUAUGGUCAUUGUAAAAUUAAAAAUUUAUAAACGUCCAACCAAGAAACCAGGGAACUUGUAAAUCUACAAUACCGUGAUAAAAAA
Messenger RNA from Bombus impatiens (common eastern bumble bee), 4597 nucleotides. RefSeq lists its product as uncharacterized. Gene Ontology annotation, biological process: non-motile cilium assembly. NCBI's taxonomy places the organism in Eukaryota, Metazoa, Arthropoda, Insecta, Hymenoptera, Apidae. The record is from RefSeq and is a predicted model, not a curated record. The transcript is spliced from 19 exons. Gene Ontology annotation, cellular component: ciliary transition zone.